Molecule: messenger RNA, 1149 nt
Organism: Pieris macdunnoughi
Lineage: Eukaryota; Metazoa; Arthropoda; Insecta; Lepidoptera; Pieridae
Source: the annotation of a GenBank genome assembly
AUGAGUGAAAAAUUAAAAGAACUCCGAGAAAGAUCUCAAAAGCGGAAGAAGCUACUCGCACAAACGCUUGGUGUGUCUAGUGUGAGUGAAUUGCGGCAUGCCCUCGGUACAGGUUUGGAUGUUUUACCAAAAAAACAAGCUACAGCAGGUUUCAGUGCCAGUGGCAGUGAAAAGCCUACACCUAAGGAGCCUGAUAGUUUAGUUUACACAGAUUCAUCAACAUUCUUGAAGGGUACACAAUCAUCAAAUCCUCAUAAUGACUACUGCCAACAUUUUGUUGACACAGGACAGAGACCACAGAACUUUAUACGUGAUGUGGGACUUGCUGACCGAUUUGAAGAGUACCCUAAACUACGGGAGUUAAUAAAGUUAAAAGAUGAGCUGAUUUCUCGUACUGCAACACCACCUAUGUAUCUUAAGUGUGACCUCAAGACUUUUGACUUGAAGACAAUGGGUGUGAAGUUUGAUGUAAUAUUAGUGGAGCCACCCUUAGGAGCAGGUUGGAGGUGGAAAGAUGUUCUAGCCUUGGAAUUGCAUCAUAUUGCUCAACCACGAUCUUUUGUGUUCCUAUGGUGUGGAAGUUCAGAAGGUCUAGACAUGGGCCGUGAGUGUCUGAAAAAGUGGGGUUUUCGUCGCUGUGAAGAUAUUUGUUGGAUAAAGACGAAUAUAAAGAAUCCGGGACACUCCAAAAACCUUGAACACAAUGCUGUCUUCCAACGUACCAAGGAGCACUGUCUUAUGGGUAUUAAGGGAACAGUUCGUCGUUCGGUGGACGGUGAUUUCAUUCAUGCAAAUGUUGAUAUAGACUUGAUUAUAUCCGAGGAUCCUGAGUUUGGUUCCACGGAAAAACCGAUUGAGAUAUUUCAUAUUAUGGAGCAUUUUUGUCUUGGCCGGAGAAGAUUGCAUUUAUUCGGUCGGGACUCCACCAUCCGUCCAGGCUGGGUGACAAUUGGUCAUGAAUUGACGAACUCCAAUUUCAACGCUGAUUUAUACGCUUCGUACUUCAAUGAGGGCCGCGAAACCACCGGUUGUACGGAGCGUAUCGAGGCGCUUCGCCCCAAAAGCCCUCCGAACACGAGUAAGGGCACUCGCCCUAGGGGCAGGGGGGGUUUCCGCAGCAGGGGUAGGGGCAGGGGAUCUAUAGGUUAA